CAACUUCAAACCGUACCACCCGUACUGCCCGUACCGUAGAACUAGCGAUUUCUUCAAAGCGUUUAACGUUUUUUGACCAAUUUGAGUGAUCACUGAGACUGAUUUUACCCCAAGUUCGAUUUAUAACUCAUUUUUCGUGACUACUUUGUGACUCAGCGCUACCAACCUGAGCAUCUGUCAACAACGUCACCCCCGAUGAAACGUCAUGUUUUCUAUUUAUCAAAAGCCGCAUAAUUAAUCCACAAAACCCGAUUCCACAAGUCUCCCGAUGCUUCAAAAAUGGCCACCAAGAAGGGGGCUGUCUCCGGACCCAAGCGCCAGUUCCGAGAAAAGAUCGUCCAAAUCUACGAAACCCUGUUCAAAGGAGACAACCUCCCGACUUCGAAUUCGCAAUUUUGGGACGAAUUCUUCCUCCUUAGACCGAAGACCACUUACAUUGACACCGAGAUCCAGAAAAUGUCGCAGGAGCAACUAUUCCUAACGAAAGCCAACCUCAACCUACUAAUCAAUAACUGCAUUGAAGCCCUGAGUGACCAGAACAACAUCCGGGUGGUGUACUCCAUGCAGACUCUGUGCGCCGUCAUCCACGCCAUUUUCCAGAAAUCCAGUGAAGUCGAGUCGGAUAUUUUUUUAAUCGGGUUUGAGAACUCGGCUGAGAAAGUGCAGCUGUUGUUGUCGGCGUGCCAGAAAUUCCUUGAAGGUGUUGCAGGCGACAGCGCCAGCGUGUUGAAGAGCUUGUCCUUGAAGUUGUUGUUGAUCCUCGUCACGCGGACCGACAACAUCAACGAGAACAGUCUGGUCGAAUACGUAAUAAACACGUCGCUUUUCGAGUGUCUUUUGAAACUCGUUUGUCACACACAAACGCGUCAAGUCCACGGUUACGACGUUGUUCUUUUGCUGACUCUGCUCGUAAAUUAUCGAAAGUACGACGCGGCGAACCCAUACGUUGUUAAACUGUCGAUUUUAGAUGAUGAGUUGGCUUUAAACGGGUACGGACAGGUCAUCACGAACUCGCUUUGUGAUUUCUGCAGCCAGUUCAAUCGAGAGUUGUUGGAGAACCAACACACGUCGUGGUUGUCGUCGCUCACGACGAUGGUUGGGAAUAUUUUUAUUUCGGAGGAGGGGGUGUUGAGGACGCAGCAGAUGCGGGCUAAUAACGCUUACUUGUUGGCGUUCUACGAAGCCAUCCAUUUGAAUAGGAACUUUAUCACCACGCUGGCCCACACGCAGAUCGACGGCAGCUCCCCACCGUCUCCCAUCAAUACCCUGAGCCCUGGCUCCAGUCCUGCUGACGUUACGGUCAAUUUAAAUUCGCAACCGUCGAAUCUGUUGGUGAUUUUUUUCCAGUACUGUUCGAUCGUAAUGCAAGACACCAAGAGUGACGCCGGUUCGAACACCGUGAAGCUGUGCUUCCUAAUUUUGUGUUGCAUCACCGAGGACCAGUACGCGAACUCGCUGAUGCACGACGUGGGUCUAGCCUUUAAAGUGUGCCUACACAAGUUACCGAUGCGCCACAGGAAGGUCUCCCCGGACCAGACCACCUCGACGCAACCUUUAGUGUGUUCGUUGUUGGAUCUCCUGGUGGAGUUCUUCCUGAGCCACAUGAUGAAGAAGUUCCCCCUGGAGUUGUACACGUUGUGUAUCAGCGUGCUCCAGCGCAUCCUCUGCUACCAGAAACGGUGCAGAAUCAGACUGAACUACGUUUGGAAGAACCUAUGGACUGCGUUACUUCUAGUCUUACGAUUUCUCUUGCAGCACGAAAACUACCUAUCGAAAAAAAUGAACAUAAUAGAGCUGUCGACGAAAAUCAUCAACAUUUUUAAUUUUUUUAUCACGUACGGGGACACGUUCCUGCCGACGCCGGGCAGCUACGACGAGCUUUACUACGAAUUAAUCCGGAUGCACCAGAUUUUCGAUAAUCUAUAUUCAAUGGGCCUGCGCUACUCCACCACAGAGGGCGAACACAAGGACGCCGCCUUGAAACUCAACAACAGCCUGAUCAACGUGCGGGCCAUCAUCAAGCACUUUUCGCCGAAAAUCGAACAGUGGUUGAUUUCCGCCAACUUGUCGACCCCCAGCGAACAACAAAUUCUCGACGUUGUCAAAAAAAAUUAUGACAGUUUGACGUUGAAGUUGCAGGAUUCGCUGGACCAGUAUGACAGAUACAGCGAAAAACCCGAACACGUGACUUUCUUCACCCACUUGAUUAAAAGCAUAGUGUCAGAUACGUGCGGGAAUAUAGGCUUGGGGUUGGCCAACUUGCAAAAAAAUGACUUUAUAAGUAAUGAAUUAAAGUGAUGUUUGUAA
This is a messenger RNA of Zophobas morio, 2307 nucleotides long. RefSeq names its product armadillo-like helical domain-containing protein 3. Bases 280 to 2298 code for a protein of 672 amino acids. Gene Ontology annotation, cellular component: cytosol. The transcript has 6 exons. The record is from RefSeq and is a predicted model, not a curated record. NCBI's taxonomy places the organism in Eukaryota, Metazoa, Arthropoda, Insecta, Coleoptera, Tenebrionidae.